This is a messenger RNA of Penaeus indicus, 2355 nucleotides long. RefSeq names its product fibrinogen C domain-containing protein 1-like. Bases 19 to 1710 code for a protein of 563 amino acids. The record is from RefSeq and is a predicted model, not a curated record. The transcript is spliced from 9 exons. Lineage: Eukaryota; Metazoa; Arthropoda; Malacostraca; Decapoda; Penaeidae.
GGCAUUCAGUGUAGAGCCAUGGCUAAGCGAGUGCUGUUGGUCCUGGCAUUGCUCAGCAGUGCGGCGGGGCUGACCGCGAGCCCGCAAGAUCAGCAGCAAGUCUCUGGAAUCGAGAAGGAGUCUCUGAUGGGGACUAUUUUCUUCAACCAGGUGGGCCUGGCGCAUAUGAUGGAGAAACAGGCCAACACCACCGAAGCCGUGUCUGAUGGGAUGGCGCGCAUGGAGGAGGCGCUGACGAAGUACCUGGAGAAGGAUUCCAGUUUUUCCCGUGAGAUGGCGAUAAUGCGAAGCAGUGUAGAAAACAUGACAUCUGUUGUGAGCAGUUACAUUCAUAUGGGAGAGAGUGCCAUCACGAGAGAAAACGUCACAGGCCACAUCCUGGUGAAGCUCCAAGACCAGGAGGAAACAAUCAAGAAAAUGGAAAACGAAAACAAGGAAAUAAAGACAGAAAACCAACAGCUGAAGGAGGAAAAACAGAUGCUGAGGACGGAGAACGUGCAACUCAAAGCCGAAGUCCUCCAGACGGAAGAGGACAUGAGGAAAGUGAAGGAGGAAGUGAGAAAAGCGGAGGAGGACAAGCGCAAAGCCGACGAAGACAGACGCCAGGCGGAAGAAGACAAACGCAAGAAGGAAGACGACCAGCGAAGAGUGGAAGAAGACAGAAGAAGAACGCAAGAGGACAAGAGGAAGAUCUCCGAAGAAAACAGCCAGCUGCUCGACCAAGUCCGCCAGCUGCACGAGGAAAACCGAAGGAAAGACAACGAGACAGAGGCCCUCCACCAAAACUACAAGGACCUUCAGGAAGAAAACGAGAACCUGCAGUCGGUCAUCUCACUCUUGGAGGAGGAGAAGGAGGCGCUGGAGGACAAGAUCAGCAUCUUGGAGGGCAACAACUCGACCGAAGCGGGAGGGGAGUGCGAGGGACACACCAACUCGGAGGUGCAGGAACUCGAGAGGAAGGUCAAGGCGCUGGAGGAGGAAAACGGGAAACUGAAGGAGACGCUGAAGAACGAGAUGAGACCAAGCAACUGCGAAGCGCAUUUUUGCAAAGGAGCCUUGAAGGACGCCGUCUACGAGGUGUUCCCGUCCAGAAACGAAGGCCCUGCAACCGUGUGGUGUGACAUGUCCUCCUCGAAGGGCGGGUGGACCAUGUUCCUGAAGAGACAGCAGCAGAAUAUCCAAGAGAACUUCGCCAGGCCUUGGGAGGAGUACAGGGAUGGCUUUGGCGAUACGAACGCUGAACACUGGCUGGGUCUCGAGAAUCUGCACAAGAUGACGAGCGCCGCCCCCAUGGUCCUCCGUCUAGAAGUGAAGGCGUUCGACGGGGCGAGUCGCUGGGCCGAGUGGGACACCUUCAGCGUCGCCGGCAGUGAGACGCAGUACAAGUUGACUGUCGGAGGUUACUCAGCCAACAGCACCUUAGGCGAUCCGCUCACCUUCUCGAGGAACGUCAGCGGGAUGUCCUUCUCCACCCUGGGCCGAGACAACGAUAAACUGUCGCUUGACUGCGUGGAUUACUACUCGAGCGGCGGCGGCUGGUGGUACGCCUCCUGCUCGGACAUCAAGCCGACGGCGCCCCUGACCUCCUCGGGGCGGCUCAACACCCUCAUGACGAUGUGGUGGACGACCUCGUAUGCGCAGUGGACCAGCCUGAGGGAGGUCAAGUUCAUGUUCCGGCCGAAGGAGAGGUCAGAGUUUUGCACGCUGUGAGCUGACCUUUUUUUUUUCUUUUACACAUUAUUGGAUCUUUUUUGUGUGUGAUCUUUUUGAACGUUUUGAACUUUGUUUGUGUUUUGUGACAUUUUUUUUUCUUUUUUUUUACCUUUUGGACUUUCUUUUUCUGACCUUUUGAUAUUUUUUGAUGGAUCCUGUGACCUUGUUUACGUAAUCUUUUGAACCUCUUUAUAUAGACCUAUUGACCUUUUGAACUUUAUGUAAUAUUUUGAACCACUUUACGUGACCCUUUGACCUUUUGAGAAAGUCAAUGAGAAUACAACGACAGACGAAGAAAAGAAAAAUGAAGACUCCGCAAGCUCGCAUCACAUGAGCCAAAACAUGAUCCUUGGAAAAUAUAAAUAACAAAGCACCUCCUUCGUUUGCUGUAUCUGACGACAGACGAAUGAUGGUCUCUGUUGUAUCCUCAAUGGCAUUAGAUCUUCCGUAAACUGUGACAAGACCUGCUGAGAGUGUUUAAGACAGAUCCCAAGAAGAACCUUACAAGUUUAUUUUCGAUGUAUUCAACAACUAUGAUCAUGAUUUGAUUUUUGUGUGUUUCGUGUUGCAUUUUAUUAUCCUAAUAGAGUAUAUCUUUGUACUUGUGUGACUGCGGUUUCUCAUUAAAACUUUUGUAAGUAC